Molecule: messenger RNA, 270 nt
Organism: Cetraspora pellucida
Lineage: Eukaryota; Fungi; Glomeromycota; Glomeromycetes; Diversisporales; Gigasporaceae
Source: the annotation of a GenBank genome assembly
AUGAUACAUAAUACCGAAAAUUCUAAAAAAUCAAUUCUUCGAUAUCCUUAUUGUUCUAAUGGAGUUAGUCGUCACAUUAAUUAUAAUGUCGAGAAAUUCCGUAAUAGGUUUGUUCGGCACGAAGGGAAAAAAGAAAUUGUGGUUGAUGUUAAUGAAAUAUUACAUGAAAAUGAAAAUACUCUUGAAGGUGAUUGGCCAGAAGUUGUAAAUUGGCUUGUCACAAAAACAGACGAAAAUGCGGAAAUUUUUGAUUUAAAAGAUUUUCCUUAA